AUGCGAUUCAGUUGUAAGGCUCCAGGUCAGAGGGAGUGUGAUGACGCCAUUGAGGUUCUUAAUAACUGCAUCCGUGAGGUGGACAAGGCGUCUCUGGCAGCCAUCAGCCAGCAGCUCACGCCUAGAGACGACAUCUCCCAUGAGGCCCUUCACGAGCAGAUGGCGGCGUCUGUGCAGGAGAUCAGUAACCUGAUUGAACCUGUGGCCAUCGCAGCCCACUCCGACGCCUCUCAGCUGGGUCACAAGGUGUCUCAGAUGGUCAGUUACUUUGAGCCGCUCAUCAUGGCUGCCAUCGGUACAGCGUCUAAGAUCCUGAACAGCCAGCAGCAGAUGAGCGUACUGGAUCAAACCAAGACUCUGGCUGAGUCUGCCCUACAGAUGCUGUACACUGCCAAAGAGGCUGGAGGAAACCACAAGGUAAGACGCCACCAGCCAAACACAGCAGCUGGAUUCUG
Sinocyclocheilus grahami is the source of this 455-nucleotide messenger RNA. RefSeq names its product talin-1-like. Gene Ontology annotation, molecular function: integrin binding. Gene Ontology annotation, biological process: cell-cell adhesion; actin cytoskeleton organization. The annotation marks the transcript as partial. The transcript is spliced from 4 exons. Gene Ontology annotation, cellular component: plasma membrane; cytoplasm; focal adhesion. NCBI's taxonomy places the organism in Eukaryota, Metazoa, Chordata, Actinopteri, Cypriniformes, Cyprinidae. The record is from RefSeq and is a predicted model, not a curated record.